Schistocerca gregaria is the source of this 1336-nucleotide messenger RNA. RefSeq names its product carboxypeptidase B-like. Gene Ontology annotation, biological process: proteolysis. The record is from RefSeq and is a predicted model, not a curated record. The coding region runs from base 5 to 1261 and encodes 418 amino acids. The transcript is spliced from 9 exons. Lineage: Eukaryota; Metazoa; Arthropoda; Insecta; Orthoptera; Acrididae. Gene Ontology annotation, molecular function: metallocarboxypeptidase activity; zinc ion binding.
CACAAUGCGCGCCUCAGGACUAAGUCUGCUACUGCUGGUAGCACUGCUAGCUACCGCGCUGGCAGCCGUCUCCUACCGGGGACACAAAGUCUACCGGCUGGUGCCGACGGAGGAGCAGCUGCAGGCGCUGUCUCAGCUGCGGGAGCAGCCGGCGCUCGACUUCUGGUCGCGAGCCCACCGCGCCGGCCACCCCGUGGACGUGAGGGUGCCGCCGCACGUGCACGACCACUUCCGGGGAGUCCUCGACCGCCACGGAGUGCUGCACCACGUGCUCAUCGACGAUCUCGAGCAGAUCUUUGAGAAGGAGCGAAAUAUGACGCUGGUGAAAUCCAUCCCUAAAACCCCCGAGAGUCGCAUCUCAUUCACCGAGUACCAGCGCUAUGAUGAAAUUCGGCAGUACCUGUCGCAGCUGGCAGCAAGCUAUCCCAGUACAGUAACUGUGCAGACCAUCGGACAGACGUACGAGGGUCGCCCUCUGGAUAUCAUCCAGAUAUCCUCUGGAGGCGGCGGCUCCAGGCCGGUCAUCCUGAUCGACGCCGGCAUCCAUGCCAGGGAGUGGAUCGCGCCAGCUGCCGCCCUCUACGUCAUCAACCAGCUGGUCGAGAACGCAGCCGAGAGCGCGCUCACAGACAGCGUCGACUGGCACAUCAUCCCCGUGCUCAACCCCGAUGGAUACGAGUACACCUUCACAGAUGCGCGCAUGUGGAGAAAGACACGAUCAAGAGAAUCCAAUGUGUGCGUGGGGGUGGACGGCAACAGGAACUUUGAUUUCCACUGGAAUGAGAUUGGCGCCAGCAACUUCCCCUGCUCUGAAAUUUAUGCCGGUUCUGAGGCGUUCUCGGAGUCUGAGACGCAAGCCCUCAGAGACUACAUCCUGGCCAACGCCAACCGCAUCAAACUUUACCUCACAUUCCACAGCUACGGACCCUUCAUACUCUACCCGUGGGGCUACACUACCGAACUGCCUGACGACUGGGAAACUCUGGACGCCUUGGCACGCCAAGCAGAUGCCGCCCAGCAAGCUGCAGGGGGCCCUAGCUACGACAUCGGUAGCUCUACAAACGUCUUGUACGCAGCGGCUGGCGGCAGUGAUGACUGGACGAAGGGUGUCGGCGGAGUAGCCCUCUCCUACACCAUCGAACUUCCUGGUGGCGGCAACCAGGGUUUCAAUCCUCCAGCGUCAGACAUCCUCAACUUGGUGACGCCAUUCUUCGAAGCCGUGCGCGUCUUCGGCCAAUAUGUUGCUGAUAACUAUGGAUAAAAAGAAUCAGUACUCACCUAUAAUUUGUAUAUGUUACAUGUUUUUUCUGGAAUAAAGAGAGAUUUCUGUUCAGGU